AUGUCGUCGACCGCCUCGUCCUCGCCGAUACCGAGCAGCGUGCUGUCGAGCAAGAAUAACUACAACCUUAUUGCAUCCUUCUCACCGGUGAAGGAUGUUUAUAGCAAAUCGGUUUCGACCAGUUCCAACUAUUCUUCCUCGUCGUCGCUGGUGUCCACGGCGAGUUCGGCCCGACCCCAGUCCCAGCAGUCCCAUCAACAGCCGGGGCAGACGCAGUCCCAGCAACAACAGCAGCAGCUGCAGGGGGACUCGAGCGCAGGAGUUCCAGUUCAGCGAUCGGCGUCGUUCAACGCGGCCUGCACGGUUCCGUUGAGCAUAAGUAAGACUACGCAAGUGAAGAAUUCGGCAUCGUUCAGCAAUUGCUCGCUGCUGUCCAAGGUGGCCAAAAAGUCCGGACUGAGCGGGUCGUUGACGGCUACGUCGCUGUUGAAGUUCUCGGGUUCGAGUUCUGCCAACAGUUUACUGCAGUUGAAGCAGCAACAGCAAGCCAACGGGAUCACGAUAUCGAGCAACAUCACCGAGGCACUAGCGAUGGCCGGUCAGAAUCCCAAUCCCUGCCUGUCGACGAGCUCAUCUGGACAACAGCUUAGGAAUUCGCCGUCGGCUUCGUCUUCUACGUCGCUGGCUUCUUCGACGACCUCCACCGUGACUGCGGCUGCUGCAGCCGUCGCUGCCUCUGUCGGAGGCGGAUCUUCUCCGAGUUCCUCUGCCGCUGCUGCGCUGUCGCUGUCCCAGUUCACUAAGAAUAACGUUGUUGAUUAUUACGUCUAGUAUUAAGCAAACCUGUAGCCAUUAAGACGUUGGGAUGAAAUAUAUGUAUGAUUCAGUUUCUUUUAGAUAG
This is a messenger RNA of Aedes albopictus (Asian tiger mosquito), 841 nucleotides long. RefSeq lists its product as uncharacterized. The transcript has a single exon. The record is from RefSeq and is a predicted model, not a curated record. Lineage: Eukaryota; Metazoa; Arthropoda; Insecta; Diptera; Culicidae. The coding region runs from base 1 to 771 and encodes 256 amino acids.